GAUGUAUUGUGAGGUCGAGCGUGACGUCGGAGUGGAGGUGGUCGGAGGCCCACAUCAGUGUCUGGUCGCCCUCUGGCAGUCACGACCAUACCAUCCUCACUAUCCAAAUCAACCUGGGUGAUGGCUACCCAGAGAAUUAUGACACCAUUACUUUCACUACAAACAACAUUAGUUUCACUCGCAUCAGUGCCCAUAUAUAUAAAGAAUCUACAACACGCGCCCUGCCUGCAGCUGUGAGGCCCGGGUGGCAGGAGUUGAUCUUCAGAGUGACGACGCAGUAUGAAGUAGUCUCCCCCGCCAUCAACACCACAUUCAACAACACCAGAUCUCAACACUUGCCCAUCAGGAACAUUAAGUUUACCGGCAGCAACCUCACACUCGACUGUCAUGAAAAGGUGCGGGUGUGGAGGGUGGACGGGAAGCCGGUGGUGGUGCCUCUGGACAGCUCUCUACACUACUGGAUCACCACCUACGCGAAGACAGAGUCGUCCCCAAGAUUAACGCUGGGAGAGAGGACCAUUAAUCUGGGUUGGAACCACAAUAGCCUGACCACACUGGGACGCAACACGGCUCCUCUUCCUCCCUUCACUCAACAUGUCUUCACUUUGUCGUGUGGAACUGACCGCGUCAUCUACUGUGACAUCAUGGUAACUAGAUGGAAUUUUUGGUUUAAAAUUAAUUUACGGAACGAGUGCAUUAAAAUGGUUGAUAUAUUGUAAUCACAGAAUUAUGGAUGAGUGUUGAUUUCAGGAAUCUAUCGCAACAAUAUAAUGUUACCUUCACCCAAGCCGGUAAAGAGCCGGUCGGCCGAGCGGACAACACGCUGGACUUGUGAUCCUGUGGUCCUGGGUUCGAUCCCAG
Molecule: messenger RNA, 861 nt
Organism: Procambarus clarkii (red swamp crayfish)
Lineage: Eukaryota; Metazoa; Arthropoda; Malacostraca; Decapoda; Cambaridae
Source: RefSeq, a predicted model, not a curated record